This is a messenger RNA of Rhineura floridana, 7451 nucleotides long. RefSeq names its product protein tyrosine phosphatase 4A3 (gene PTP4A3). NCBI's taxonomy places the organism in Eukaryota, Metazoa, Chordata, Lepidosauria, Squamata, Rhineuridae. The transcript is spliced from 7 exons. Bases 1082 to 1606 code for a protein of 174 amino acids. The record is from RefSeq and is a predicted model, not a curated record. Gene Ontology annotation, cellular component: nucleus. Gene Ontology annotation, biological process: endothelial cell migration; protein dephosphorylation. Gene Ontology annotation, molecular function: protein tyrosine/serine/threonine phosphatase activity.
CUUAUGGCCAAAGGAUGAAAUGGAUGUCCAUGGCUUAUAGAUUCCUGAAGCAAAAAACUGUAUGCAGCCAUGGAGAAGUGCCCUAGUGCAAACCAAGGCAGCAGUGACUUGUUGCAUAGAGCAGAGGACAGAGUGCAAUAGUCCAAUAUUUUGAGCAACAGCCUGGUGCCAUGUGCAGUGGGAACCCAUUCAGUAUUUGAACAGGGAACAAUGUCUUCUUGCUAGGAUAUGAUAUAGCUGUUUGGAAAUCAGAUAUCCUGAUUUUCUGGGGGAAUGUCCUGGAUAUGGUAUGUCUCAUUAGUGAGACAGAAAUAUUCAGGAAAAUAAUAGAGAAAUCGCUGUACGUCGUUCUCCCUCUACAGGAUGGUGAAGAUUCUCUCGUAUGCUGAAAGGCUGUGGAUUUAUGGAGGGGCCCGGGCGCACCUUUGAGCACUGCCACGCGCAACAUCCUGCCCGUUGAGAAAAGGACGACACUGUUCUGCUCAUACCUGACACUGAGCCCUUGGGCUUAACCAUUCAGAUCUCCUGUGCAUGGCUCUUGCAGCCAAAGGAGGACUUCUGCUGGCUACUGCGCCAGCCUGAGCUGCCCCGGGUUCCCGUCACUGCCCCAAAAUAUUCUACAUAUCCAGAUGGGGUAACGUGACGGCGCAGGAGGAACGCCGGAGGGUUAACUGAAUGCAGAGGCCUUUCUGAAGAGAGGAGAGCUGAGACAGGGAAGCCGAACGGCACUGAAGGGCGUCUACUCUAAAUUGCACACACACAAAGGAAGUUGACACUACAGAGGUGUUUUAUUUUUUAAGUAUUACUCAGCAUCAAACUUAGGGUUCCCUUUUUUUCCCCUAAUUGGAUGAUUUAGAGAAUCCAAGCUACGCUCUCCCAAAAGCUGGGAGUUUUUGCACGUUUGUGUUGGUCAGGGGAAAACAAAGAUAGCCUUUUGCCAAACUCUAGGGUAACUUUAUUUUCAUUUUGUCCUGAAAUCCUUUUUCUUUGGAGCGUGUGGGGUUUGGGGUUUUGUUUUGUUUUUUGCCAACCCGCCCCCCCUCCCCAGCCAAUCUUAGGGUGGUGUUUUUUUUUUUCCGCUAUGGCCCGCAUGAACAGACCUGCACCUGUGGAGGUUUGCUACAAAAACAUGAGGUUCCUGAUAACCCACAACCCUACCAAUGCCACUCUGAACACCUUCAUCGAGGACCUGAAGAAAUACGGUGCAACAACAGUAGUGAGAGUUUGCGAAGUAACCUACGACAAGACUCCACUGGAGAAGGAUGGUAUUACGGUCAUGGACUGGCCGUUUGAUGAUGGAGCUCCGCCACCCACCAAGAUUGUGGAUGACUGGCUCAACCUGCUGAAGACAAAGUUCUGUGAAGACCCGGGAUGCUGCGUGGCUGUCCAUUGCGUGGCUGGCCUGGGACGGGCUCCUGUUCUUGUCGCGCUGGCCCUGAUUGAGAGCGGGAUGAAAUACGAAGAUGCUAUUCAGUUCAUUAGACAGAAACGCCGAGGAGCAAUCAACAGCAAGCAGCUGACAUACCUGGAGAAGUACCGGCCGAAACAGCGGCUCCGGUUCAAGGAUCCUCAGAACCACAAGAACAAAUGCUGCAUCAUGUUGUAAAGACUCUACCUGAGACGCUAAAAACGCCUUCGCCAUGAUGCAGUUUUUCUCUUUCCAAGAGCACCUGAGCUACACCUUGUGUAUUACUGCUUAACUUUUUAUUAAUAUUCUUAUUAAAUGCACAAGAUAUUACUGGUGGUGAUGUCUUUACAAAGCUAAAUUGUGCAGUUCCUGUCUGGAACAUUAACUGGGCCCAUGACCAUUUCCCCGUUUUGCAACAGGCUGUGUGGGUUAGGUAAACAGCUGCAGUGACCUGUACAGACCUUAUCAAGCUUCCUUUGGGAGAAGCCCACCUGGGAAGGAUGGGGGAGAAGGCCAAGCAGCCCACCCCUGUUGAACAGCAGGAAAGUGAUUUCUACACAAUCCGGCCCUUCUUUUACCUAGCCAGAGAAUUGCUGUUCAUGACUGGUCGGGGCUCCCGAGGCCACAAUUCUUCCCCAUCGCUUGCCACCUGCGCCACUUAAUUUGAGAUUCCAGAUAUUGAAUCUGGGACCGCCUACAUGCAAGGCAUGCUCCCUGCCAUUGCACUGUGGCCUCGUUCUCAUUGAACUCUGGAACGUGCCAGAGUGGGAGGUAAAGCCUUCUUCCUGGUAGAAGAGUUGGUAUCUUUUGCCUCUUGUAAAAACAAGGCAUUUUAGAGGAGAGGACUCCUGGAAUGAGUAAGGAUGCCCUUCCCAUCGUCCUCUUCCCCCCCCCCCCCGAAAAAAAAUAGAAGUUUCCAACACUGCCUAGCACCUGGCUGCAGCUGUUCCUUCUGGCCAUGCUGUCUUGCUUGUCAAAGCGCUGCAGCGGAGGCCAGGACUUGGCGCUGAAUCUGCCUUUCUUUACUUUGGGCUGGCAGGCAAUCUUGUCCUCUCCAGCAGGGUCCCUUCAUUCGCUUUCCAUGUGUCUCACUGCAGCCUCGAGUGUAUUAUUGGGAGCCGGCUUUAGUCACCCCUUUUGAAGACCCAUCCCUCACGUGCGGCCUGUUCCCAGCCUCAGGACCUCAGCCUCUGUGGUUUCUUGAUGGGCGGGAAGGGCAGAAUGCUUGAGGACUUGCUUACCACAAAUGUGUUACCUUGUGAACUGUCCCAUCUGCUUAGCUUCUUUCCCUGUGAGAAAGCACGCCGCUCUCUGGAUAUUUGGCAUUGUCUUUUUCUGUCUCUCGCUACUAGAGAAGUGAAGGCCCAGGAAAAACAAACAAAAAUUUGGGGGGGGGGGGAGCCAUUCAUUUUCUUUCUGUUUUUUUUUUUUAAUUUUUCAGAAACAAACGGGGGGGGGGACAACCACAUUUCCCCCCCCAUUUUUCUUCCAGGGCUUCACAUUUCUAUUCUCUACUCUGGAAGCCAAGACUGAAAUUAUCAUCUUGAACCGCUCUUGGUCUGCAGAACAGAGAAGACGAAUUUGGCUUAUUCUUCGGUCCGAGGUGAUCCUUCUGCUCCUUUAAGGAGCGGAGGUUUGUGGCGUGGAGAUGCCGAUUGAGUGAAUCUUCUGUCCACCACCCUGCUGCAUGUCCAGUCUGGCUCAGGCCUCCUGGCACUAGAUGCCCUUCCUUGGCAGGAGAAGGGCACUUCCAGGCUACCUUGCACUUUCUUGAACUCGGCUACUUUCUCACGGCGGUACAACUCUGAAACAUGCCUGCCAGUGGCCAGGUCCUCCUCCUCACGUUUCUUACCCAACAGCCACCUCCCACCUGAAAGAGGACCCGAGUUAUGUGCACUUCAUGCUAAAAAAAAAUAGUAGUAAUUCUUCUGCAAAUCAGUCCACAAUAUAUGCCAAGAAGGGGUGUGUGUAGGAAUUCUGUCCACCUUGCCUGAUUCUGGUUUUUCUAGUCCUGUGUGGAGGACUUUGUAUGUCAAAGCUCCACUUUCAAAUCCUGAAAUUCUUCAGGCUUUCUGUGAUCCCAGCGGGCGUUGCCCAAAUACUUUCUCCAAGGUCCGAAGAUCUAGAAAUCUGCUUUUGUUUUCCUUUCAAAAGUGGGAGCUGAGAUUUGCAGGGAGUGGAGUUCUGUGUACCACAUUCUGCAUGCUUUUCCCCCCUGGGUUCCCGUGGAAUUGCAGUGUGAUCACAUCUCUGGUUAUGUCUUCCUCUGCGUUCUUAAUAUGUGCCUAGGCAGAAGAAUGCAGAUGUGAACAAGAAUGCUCAGACCUUUGCAGGCUUUCCUUCUAGUGAGGUUCUGUUUUGACACAGUGAAGCCCCAUCCCUUUUUUCUGGCGUGGGUGACCAGUUUAUCCUGGAUUCUUAAAGUCAUGAGUGGAAAGGGUUUUUUUUCCCCCCCUAGGAUAUACCAUGUCAACCUAGUUUGGAUACUUGGUGGUUCCACAAGUUUCCCUGCUGCAAAAUGGCUACUUGUGGUGUCUUUACUGUGUCGCUGUUGCAUCAGAACAGCUGUGGGGAAAGACUUCAAAGCCCGCCUUGUGCAUGAUUGUUACCUAAAACAGGUAUCGCUUGCAUGCGUGCAGCUAAAAUGGAGGCACACACGACUCACUUGCAUGUAGAACUGUCUGGCAGAAGUGAUCAUUGUGAGUGUGUGAACUGAAGUGCCCGAGAGUGAAUCAAAGAGCUUAACGUUUGGCAAUAUAUGUUGAGGUUGCGUCUGUUGUCUGUAAACCUUGGUAUUCGUGCGGUGAAGGUGAAGUUGCCCCGAUCUGAGACACACAGCCCACAGAUAUCCCAUAGCUAUGGAAUAGAUGCAGUGGGAAUCAGUGCUUUCCUCUGUCUUUUUUUAUAGCAAAAGUUUCAGUUGUGUUUUUAACACCUUGAAGCAAAAGUUCACAUACCCUGGCUUUUAUUUUUAAAUGGCUUCCUUUCGGUUGACUAUAAAUGUGCAGUCCUAAUGAGCUUUAGUGCGUGGGUGUGUGUAAUUUCCUGUACUGAGAGCUCGAGUAUGUACCCAACGGGUUAAGAGGUGGAGGGGAAGUGUUCAGCCUGCAAAGGCGUGAUUUGAUAAAUGAAGUGAUGGCGGCAGGCAGGCUGGUUCUCUGGGUUGGCCCAGUGAGAUUCGAAGUUCUUCUACCCAAACCAAAUGGACAUCAUCAAAUCAAAUUAACAACUCAGCUAGAUCACAGCACUAAAAGCAAAUUAGUGUUGCCACUAAACUGGAACUGUGGCAGAAUUGGGGCUAGUUAUGCACCUUGCAGAACCAGAAUUGUACCAUUUUCCAGGACUGUACCAUUUCAGGCUGUCGGCUGGGAGAUUGCAGUGUUGGAAAGCUUUUACACACAAGGGCUCCUUGCAUUUAGAUAGCUAGCAUGUCAGGGAGAAGAGGACUCGGCCUCGGUGCCUCUCCUGACAUAUUUUCUAUGUGCUGAGAUUGUCUCCCCAUCCUUGUGGUGAAGCACUUAAAAGUUGCAUAUUCUCUUUCUCAGGCUCCAGCGGUACAAUGUAGGGAUUGGAUUGAUUGGUCCAGAAGGGGGUUGUGGCCCCAAAGCAUCUUCAUCCUGCUGCUGGUCCUGCCAAUUUUAUUUUUUUAAAAAAUGUUGCGUGCAGUUGUCACUUCCAAGCUGUGGCCGCUGGUGGUUCCAUAUCAGUGGGGCAGUGGAAUCCACUCUGGCGGUUAGUCUGAAUUUUUAAGGGUUUGGCACCUUGGAAAGCUCCUGAAAAGUUCAGACUAAAACCUGGAACGGAUUCCACUGACAUGGAGCCACCCCGGCCGCCACCUCUUCCAAAGAGAGAAGCAAUGGGUCUACUUAUGUCUUUCACUGCCAGCCUGUACAUUGAGGGGAUCUUUCAGGAAACACAUUCCUUGGUGCAUCCCUAGUCAGUGACUUCAUACCUGUGAAGUCACACAGAGAUACCAGCUUUAUGAUAGAGCCUGGCCACUCUGCUUGUUCCAGAUCCUUGGAUUAGCGUCUGGGAACGAUACUGCCCCCCUCUCCUCCAUCCCCCCAUCCCGUCAUCUGGGAUAAGCAUUAUCAUUUGAGCUGACCAAGCGCAAGGGUUGAAGGCAAAACAGGCAGGAAAAAGUUCUUCCUUGUGCUCCAGGAAUAUUCCUCAAAAGGCACAAACUCCAACUUUUUUUAAAAGGUCCUUUCCAAACGUGAUGUUCUUCCCUCGACCGUGCACCUUUUGCAAAAUUAUCUUUAGAUCUUUUCAAAAGAAAAUAAAUCAUAGCACAUGAAAUGUCUUCAGACAUUACUUCAGAACACUGCUCAGUCAGACAUGGACAUACCAGCAUUUUUAAUAGCCUUAUAGUGUGGAAAUCUUGAAUUUAAAUAAAAUAAAAGCUUGUGUGCAUCCUUUAGCAGGAAGGAAAAAUGUAUAAAAACAAAAAUUGCAAUGCCUCUGUGUUUUGUGUGUGUGUGUGGAUGGAUGCCUUUCUUUCUCAACUAUUGUAAAGCAAAAGUGAUCAUGUUCCUCUGCCGUUCUCAAGCCACUGUGCGUUGAAGCCCAGACUGUGAGAAUUUGAAAGUCCUCCUUGGUUCUGGUUUGGUAUGGCCCAUUAUAAUCUCCAAGAACGUGAAUUUGCACGUUGUAAAACAAGAGCAGCAACCGUGCAAUAUUAGUAUUAUGGGUGAUGUUCUUUGGGUUUCCUGACUACUAAAACAAAAAUUACAAUUAAAUGACAUUUUAUGUUCAAUGACAUCUCGGUAGUAACGGGGUGGAGCUUAAGUGUAGGGUUUUGAGUUUCAUCACUCCACCCCAGCACAGCCGUAGCAGAAGGUAUCAAAUGCUCUUUGUUGCGCCCUUCAUGUAAUUUUCCAAAAGGAAUUUGCACGUUUCCUCCUAUGUGAUUUUUUUUAAAGAAAUUUAAAUUACAUUGAAAGUGCAGUACAGUGGGCUUGAGCAACCGUGCCCCCAGUGGCGUCUUUAGAACAUCAAAAGUGGCUCUUGGAAGAGAGGAAGAGGAAGGUGAUGAGCGUGGCAGGGGAAAAUGGGAACGAUCCCCACUCCUUGUUGCCAACCAGACCUCAUGCCCAUUUCGCAUCUCCUCUGCCUUGGCUUUUUCCUCCACCUCCCUUGGACUGUUGCGGUUAUGGGGGGUGGGGUGGCAAUGGCAUGGCACCUGCCAUUUGAACAUUGCCCCACCAAGCUAGCAGCAGAGCCAACAGUGGUCUGGGGUGGAGCCAUGCCGGUGGCUCCUGCCCACAGAUGGUCUCGGGGGGGGGGCACCGUGGAGAAAGAGUUCCCACACCCCUGCUGCAGAUGAGUGAAUUAAGCAUCAGUGAAAUCACUAACGAAGUUUUAAGUGAGAAUUGCUUCUAGUCCCUGGUGUAGUCUUGAAAGGGAGGGGCCACUACUAUGUUUUCAAAUGCCUGGCUUUAGUUUCAUGUUUAGUGUUGGGGGGGGGGUUCUUUCAUUUAAAAAGUGUUUUCCAAAAGAAACACUGGGUUUCCUUCUGAUUUCUUCAGCAACAGGAUUUUACGUGUCUUCUUUUAACUCCAUGCACGAUCUUAGUAGGUCAUAGAUUGGCCUUCCCCCCCAACCUGGUGCCCUCCAGAUGUUUUGGACUACAACUCCCAUCAGCCCCAGCCAGCACAAGUAUUCCAAAAUGUCUAGAGAGCGCCAAGUUGGGGAAGGCUGUUGUAGAUGAAGAUGUUGGGGUAUUUGUUUUUUCCCCUCUGAGCCAUAGCUAAAUUAUUGUUGUUUUAUUACUAUACCCAGUGCUUUUAUAUCGGGCAAACAUCACUUUUGGCAUAUGCCAAUGAGGUCUAGAAUCUUGACACUUUAUAACCUUUAAAAAAAAUUUUUUUUUGUUUUUUUUCCCCUCAAGUCCUUUGUGAAAUUGUUAAUGCCUUUUUUUAGUAAUCACUUUUUUGAGUUGUGAGAGAUUUCCUUAAAAGUGUACUAAAGGUGUGGGGUUUUUUUGCCUCAAACCACGACGACAAAGGAAAACUUAAUAAAAAGGCUUCACUGUUUUGUAUGA